This is a messenger RNA of Oncorhynchus mykiss (rainbow trout), 4764 nucleotides long. RefSeq names its product lysine-specific demethylase RSBN1L. NCBI's taxonomy places the organism in Eukaryota, Metazoa, Chordata, Actinopteri, Salmoniformes, Salmonidae. Gene Ontology annotation, cellular component: nucleus. The record is from RefSeq and is a predicted model, not a curated record.
ACAACAGUGUUUACUGUUUUCACCCCCCGCUUCUUGUCUUCUGACGUACUACACAAGGGACCGCCCCUCCCCUGUCUCUCAGUCACGCAGCAGCUACGUGUGAGUGUAAAAAAUAGAAACUUCCAAGAUGGCCGAGUCCGUAGGUUCCAUGCAUUUCUCAGCUAAUGGCAAAACAAAUCCCCCAAACCCCUUGGUACCCAAAAUACCGCCAGAGAGUCGACUACAGUCUACCAAUGAUGUCUACCCUCCACCGCCAAAGAAAGUCCGAAUCGAGGAGAAGAGUUUGAAACACAAUAAAUUGAACGGGGACUUAGUGUGUGCAGGGGAAAAACACAACGGGAAGCAGAGUUAUGGAAGCCCAGCGAAAUGGAGUUUCGGCCCGGCCAAGCCGAGCAACUCCACCGCGCCAGCUCUCACACGAAAGAUCUUCAAGAUCAGCAACUUUCUCGCCUCUCCUGCGAAAGUGAAGAAACCGAAUGAGAAACGCCACAAGGAAAAGGAGAAGAGCGCUAAAACGCAGAGUUCACUCAUGGAGAAAGUGAACCCUGGGAGUUGCCAUACAAAGACGGAGAACGGUGAUACAGCGUGUGACCACACUGGCAAAGAUGAGAGAGAGAAGAAAAAGGAGAGUGAUAAAGAGAGGGACAGGGAGAAGAAGAACCACCAAGUUAUGGUUGCGAAUGAGAGGGAGAAUGGAGAGGUGAAAUCUCCCCUGAACGAAUCAACAGAAAAGCCAAAAGUCAACUCGGAGGACGAGCUCCUCUUGAAAAAGCUAAAGAAAAAGAAGAAAAAGAAGCACAAAGACUGCGAGAGGGAAAGACGCAGCCGUCCCAAGAUGUACCACCGCUCCAGUCAGACGGUGUGUUCUGGUAUGUCUGUGGACCUGCCGGACCUGCUCAACACACCAGACAGGAGUAACUACAACACCAAUAACAGUUUCUUUCACACCUUCCCAAGUCCCCAUCAGGAUCCUUCCAGCACCACCACUACUACCUCCGUGUCCACCUCCACUACCUCCAUGGUCAGGGAGAGGUUGGGCUACGGCUCCCCCCUCCACAGUGCCCAGUCCCAGGGCAUGUCAGGGCUGGAGUUUGGCCGUCUGAUCCACGUGGAGCAGCAGGCCAACGGAGGAGCCUCGGUGGCCCACGCCUACUGCCAGCAGCUGGCUUGUCUCUCCCCGGCCGAGAUGCAGCGCUUCGCCCAGGAAUUUGUCACCCUGUCAUUCAGCGAGGACCAAGCUGAAGCGGCCCACUACGUCAUGGGCAUCAUCCAUGGAGCAGCCUCCUACCUACCAGACUUUCUGGACUACUUCUCCUACAAGUUCCCCAAUGCGCCGGUCAAGAUGGAGGUGCUCGGGAAGAAGGAUAUAGAGACCACCACCAUGGCCAACUUUCACACUCAGGUGAAGCGUACCUACUCCCAGGGGACGUACCGUGCUGGGGCCAUGCGGCAGGUCAGCCUGGUGGGGGCCGUAGACGAGGAGGUGGGAGACUACUUCCCCGAGUUCAUCAACAUGCUGGAGGAAUCUCCCUUCCUAGAGCGUACCCUGCCCUGGGGCACGUUCUCCAGCCUGCGCCUGCGGAGCCCCACAGAGAGUGACGACGGACCCAUCAUGUGGGUCAGACCAGGGGAACAGAUGAUCCCUGUGGCUGACAUUCCAAAGUCCCCCUUCAAGAGAAAGAGGUCGACCAAUGAGAUCAAGAACCUGCAGUACCUGCCACGGGCCAGCGAGCCCAGGGAGAUGCUAUUUGAGGACCGGACCAGAGCCCACGCCGACCACAUCGGACAGGGCUUCGAGAGACAGACCACCGCCGCCGUGGGGGUGCUCAAGGCCGUGCGCUGCGGAGAGGGUGAUGCUCCUGCCAGGGUAACCAAAGACGUGGUGUGUUUCCACGCUGGAGAUUUCCCAGAGGUGGUCCAGAGGCUCCAGCUAGACCUGUACGAACCACCCCUCUCACAGUGUGUGCAGUGGAUAGAUGAUGCCAAGCUGAACCAGCUAAGGAGAGAGGGCAUCCGCUACGCCCGUAUCCAACUCUACCACGACGACAUCUACUUCAUCCCCAGGGGAGUGGUGCACCAGUUCAAGACUGUGUCUGCUGUCUGCAGCCUGGCCUGGCACAUCCGCCUCAGACAAUACCACCUGGACCAAGAGAGGGAGGAAGAGAGCUGUACUUCUACAAGGGCAACAAGUCAAGUCAUAGAGGAGGAGGAGGAAGAAACAGAGGAGAGUGAGGAGGAGUGGGGGAAAGAGGAGGACACUCUUACACAGCCACGGACGCAGGUGAAGACUGAGGAAGAGGGAGGAGAACGAACACCCGUACUGGAGCCGCCACUAGUUUGCAAGGAGGAAGACGACACAGAGGAAGAGAAGGGAGGGGAGAGAGGAGGCUGUACACCUACACUGACAUCACCUUUGGUCAAGGAGGAGAGAGUGGAAGGAAACCCACUCACAGAGACACUACUGGAAGUCAAGGAGAGAAAGGAGGUUGACGAGCAUCACAAGAUCGAAAAGAUGGAGAGAAAAGGAGCAAGAGAUGUCAGCACAUCCACACAGAUGGCACCACAAGUGCAGAUGGAGGGAGAGAGAGAUGGAGAAGAUAUGGAACUCUCGAAGGCAUCACAGCAUGCUGGGAUAAAGAGAGAGGAGGAAGAAAGACACCACAGGACACCUCCACAAGUCCAGAAAGAAAGAGAGAGGGGAAAGGAUGGUAGCACAGCCACACAAACACCACCAGUCAAGAAAGGGAAGGGGAAAGAUUUGGAGAAAGAUGGAAAAGAGAGGGAGAAAGAGGAGAGGGUGAAAGAUAAGGAGAGGGUGAAAGAGAAGGAGAAAGUGGAGAGGAUGAAAGAGAAGGAGAAAGUGAAAGAGGAGCGGGAGAAAGAUAAGAAAGAGAGGGUUAAAGAUAAGGACAGAGAAAGGGAGAGAGGGAAAGAUGGAGAGAAGGUGAAGGGGAAAGAUGAGAGUGUGAUGGAAAGCACCACACAAACACAGACAUCUCCACCCAUUAGGAAAAAGGAGGAUGAGGAGAGGAAACACACACACCCAUCCCAACACGCCCAGAGGGAGGAGAAGGGAAUGAGAGAGGCAGACACAGCCUCAAAGACACAACCUCAAAUCAAAAAGGAGCGAGACCGGGACAGAGGUGGUAGUAGUACACAGACACAGUCUCACACACGGCUAGAGAGAGAGGAGGGCAGAGAGAGCAGCACACAUGGACAUAAACCCUCACAUGGAAAGAAGGAGAGAAAUGGUUACAGGGAGGGGAAAGAGGGUAACCCAUCCAUACACACUUCACACACCAAGCCAGGGAGAGAGGAGGAUGGAAAGGCUGUCACUUCUAGAAAUACACCGUCUCAUGUGAAGAAGGAGGGGAAGAGGGAUAGAGGGGUCAACCAUAAGGAGGAAAGGAAGAAACCGCCCCCUGCCCCUAGCUGCCCCCCCUCGGACCACAAACCCCCACGGACGCUUGUAACCUUUGACCUCUUUAAGCCUAUGGAGGCAUUUCAAGCCCCGCCCCUCUCCCUGACAGACAAGUCUCACCACCACAGCGACUGUCGAGGUGCUCUCUCCAAGUCCGAGAGCCGGACGCUAGCACCCUCUAAAGGACCAAAAGUAAAGGACACAACACAGACCAAACCUACAGUUCCUUUCCAGGACACACGGCCGCAGCACUCCCUAAAACACCCCAUGAAACCACACACCACACACGCACAGCAGAAAGCCUUUUUAUUAUGAAUGUGUAGUUUUCUCUCUCUUACUUAGUCUGCUCCCAGAUCUGUUGCUGCUUCAGCCAUACUAUCAUUGUCAUGUCAUAGUACAUAUACAGAGGAGUUGAAUUGGCUAAAGCACAUACAGAUCUGGGACCUAACCCUGUUUGAAAACUUUGGAAAUCCUUUUCUUUCCUCCAUUCCUUGAAGUAAUCACUGAUCUAACACAGUUGGGUAGGUAAACGCAAAUUUUCCACCACGUAGCUAAUACCAAUAGUCAUGCCAGCAUCAGAUCUGAGGACGGAUGCAUUUCAUAGCAUCCGAAGAGGGCUAAAGUAAGAAUUUACGCUAAGUAGCUCACUUUCCGUUUGUUAGUGAAUGUACGUAGUAGGUUCUUUAUAUGAAAACCGUUGUGACCUGUGCACUACUUAGCUACACUAUUCUCUUAAAGCACCUACUCUAGGUACUAUACAACUCAGUCCCAAAACAGCCCCUUGGUUCCUUUGUCUUCUCCUAGCCUUUCCUACUUUGAAGUUUGCAGAUCUGACAGGACCAGAUUGGUGUACUUUGGCAAUAUGGUUCCCCAUCUAGACAGAAUUUCCUUAGUCUACACUAGACUAUACAGAAGGGGGUAGUAGGGGAUAGGCGUCUAUUUUAAAUAGAGAACUAGUCUGCCUGUAUGCUAUGGGGAGCUUCUACCACGUUCCUUAUACCUAUCCAGGCACUUCAGUUCUGCCAACACAGAAGGGCUCAGAGCGAGGGGUUGUUUUUGGACCAGGCUUACAUGUAUGAUUCAAUACAGGGCUGUAAAUGAUACGUACCGAAUCUGUACAGUAUGGAUGUACUAGUACUGAUGUGAGAAAAUGUAUACAGAAAUGCAUAUAUUUUUUGUAAGACAAGUUUUAUUUUCCAUAGAACUUAUUUAUCAUUUUAUGUAUUUUUUUGUUCAGAUGUAUGUGAGAAACUCUUGUAAAUACCUUUUAUUCCUAAAAUUAAGACUUGGUAGUGUGAUUUAUACUUUGACCAGAACCUCUCAAUAAAAGGUUCCUAAUAUUA